UGGUUGUACAGAUGGUGACAUGACUCUUCUUGCUCUUUUUACUGUCAUCCUCGGUCAAAUUCACUGCCUCGUCAUCAACCAACGUAAUGUAAAGCUCAAGCCUGACAAGCAGAUAGUCGAGUAUAAAAUCAACAAACGAGCCUUUGGUUUUCAAGCUCAAGCAACUAUCAAUGUAACGGUCACUUGUGAAGAAGAUUUAAGGAAUUCUAGUACUGAAGGCAAAAGUUUGGUACUCUACAGGUGCCCUACUAGUGUACAUGAACUGGAAGCAGUGCACUACUCCACAAACUGCCCCAAGGUGAUUGGAUGGUCACGAUCUUCAAAAACUAUCAGUUUCUAUGAUGUAGUUGCAAACGAUGAGUUUUCCACGUUGAUCCUCAAAGAACAGGAAUACGAAAGGACCCCGUCUGUUAAGAUUUGCUCGGUACAAGCUACCCUCUUAAACCGUGGUGGGAGCCAUCUCAGUACCGACCAAAUACCCAUCCCCACUAACUACAUAGUUACUUUAGUGGUUUGGAUGGUCCUGUCUUUUCUCUGGCUUGUUAACUCACUCUGCUUUAGAAGGCACUCAAACAAUCUGCACAAGCUACUGUCAGCUCUACUCAUCAUAAAACUCGUUAACUUGAUAUUGGCUUAUAUCUUCUGGAAAGAACUGGAUGGCAAAGGUAGAUGGUCUCUGCAGAUAUCGCUGCCUUUUAUUCUGUGUACGAGUGUUUUUGAAACUAUGAUAUUCAUAGUUCUUAUGCUUGCGGGAGAAGGUUGGUGUAUAAUUUGGGAGAAUCCGCGGCUUCUCAAGUACUACCUCGUCCUUUCUACGUCAUUCUUCUUCAUGGUCAUAUGUUACAAAUAUGUUCAUAAGUACUUUCAAGGUUUUGCAAUUGUGUUUGCAAGCAUGAUGAUAUACAUCGCCUUUAAAUGUACCACAAUAUCAAUAAACACAGUAAAACGGAACAUAAUCGCAAGCAAUCAGUUUAUUGAUAAUCACAGACUAACCUACAAGUCAGAGAUAACAUUAAAGAAGCGAUUGAAUAAAAAGUUAAGAAUGUUCAAUUAUCUUCAAGGGUUGAUCAUAGGACUGCCGUGUGUGCUCAUCGUAGUUGAGUCCGUCGCAUCCUUUCUUUUAGUGUAUAACGAAUGGACGAGAGUGUUACUAAAGGAGAUGUUAGAGCUAUCUGUGAUUGUGUACUGCUGCACUCUCUUCAGACUCCGCAACUUCACCGACUACAACAACAUUUCAAUAACCACUCCUUAUCAUAACAAUGUGGUCCUUCUCACCCCCUAUAGAAAUAUAGUGUACAUAUCUAGUGAGAACGAUGAUAAGAUUGGGAGUGAGCCCUCCCAAACGUGACCUAUUUAGGGAGCUCCCGCGUGUGGGCCCCAGUGUGGGCUGAACAUGUGGACGUGAACCUAAACUAUGUGGACGUGAACCUAAACUAUGUGAACAUGUGGACGUGAACCUAAACUAUGUGGACGUGAACCUAAGCUAUGUGGACGUGAACCUAAACGAACAGGAAUCUGAUUAUCAGGCUGCCAAGUAAUCUGUGUUAGACUGCUCUUCUUUCCUUGCUUCUAUUAUAAUGAGGUCUGGAAACUGACGUUGAAAUGUCAGAGAUCGAGAUUUGCAAUAGAUGGUCAGUUACCCUUUGUAAGUGUAACUAACAUGGAACUCUUUUUUGCGCCACGACUUUAUAGCUCGCUGGAAUCUUUGAGUAUUUACUUGAAAACAAAAUGAUUGAAUGUACAUUCUGCCUGAGACUAGAAGCCUACCGUGUCACGUGUGUUGCAGCGUGGCUUUAAAAGAUUUCAGCAUCAAGACAGCACACUUCCAUAUCAGCCGCGCUUAUAAAGCCAUGUACCUACACAUAUUGCACCUGUGGAGAGAUUUACAAGCAGGCAUCUUCACGGUUAUCAAGCUGAUCAUGACCAUAGGUAGGGAUACCACCGUGAUAAAGUGGGCUGUAACUUAGUAACCUGGUAACCUAGUAACCUAGUAACCUAGUAACCUAGUAAUCUGGUAACAUUGUAACCUAGUAACCUGGUAACCUAGUAGCCUGGUAGCCUGGUAACCUGGUAACCUAGUAAUCUGGUAACAUUGUAACCUAGUAACCUGGUAACCUAGUAACCUAGUAACCUAGUAACCAUAGGUAGGGAUACCACCGUGAUAAAGUGGGCUGGAAACAAUGAAUUGAAUGUUUUGAGUGUAUGUUAUCGAUAUAUAAUAUUACAAAGAGUUUUAUAUUGGCAUUGUACAGUGUAUAUUAUAAUGAUUGUCAGGGAAUUUACCGUGUUAU
Molecule: messenger RNA, 2291 nt
Organism: Bolinopsis microptera
Lineage: Eukaryota; Metazoa; Ctenophora; Tentaculata; Lobata; Bolinopsidae
Exons: 9
Coding region: 20-1348 (442 amino acids)
Biological process (GO): retrograde transport, endosome to Golgi
Cellular component (GO): membrane; Golgi apparatus
Source: RefSeq, a predicted model, not a curated record